AACGAAUUGAACGGUUGGGUGUAGGCCAAUUCUGUCUUCAUCUUGUUAACACAAAAACCACCUCCAUCCCCUUCCAUCCCCUCUCCUCUUCUCCUCCUCAAAAAUUCGAUUCCAAAAUCUCCUCAUGGCGUCUGGAUCUUACUGGUGCUACAGCUGCAACCGCUUCGUCUGGAUCUCCGACUCCCUCUCCUGCCCCGACUGCAACGGAGGCUUCCUCGAACACAUCCACCAAUCCCCCCAUUUCACACCAACCCCCACGCGCUUCCCUCACGCGCCCACCAACCACUCCCCGAAUCCCGUAAUCCUCCUCCGCGGCGCCUCCGACCGAUCCUCUUUCCAGAUGUACUACGACGACUCGGGCCUCAGACCGUUACCCCCGAGCAUGACGGAGUUUCUCUUAGGCUCCGGGUUCGAUCGGCUGCUGGAUCAGAUCUCUCGGAUCGAACUCAACGCGAAUCGGAACGGCUUUCACAGUAGUAGUAUUAGCUUGUGUGAUCAUCCUCCCGCUUCUAAAUCGGCGGUCGAAGGUUUGCCUGAGGUCGAGAUCGGGCGGGAUCAUCUGGAGUCGGAUUGUCAGUCUCAUUGCGCUGUUUGUAAAGAGAAUUUCGAGAUGAAAUCUGUGGUUAGAGAGAUGCCUUGUAGUCAUGUCUAUCAUCCUGAUUGUAUUCUCCCUUGGUUAGCUAUUAGAAACUCCUGCCCCGUCUGCCGGCAUGAGCUGCCGGCAGACGAGGGGAGUGAUAGUGGUGGUGGUGGUGGUGGUGAUGGAGUAGUAGGUGAACAGGAGGAGGAGGAUUUUGCGGCGGGGUUGACGAUAUGGAGGUUACCGGGGGGAGGAUUUGCGGUGGGGAGGAUUCCGGGAGGAGAUAGAGUGAUGCCGGUUGUGUACACGGAGGUAGACGGUGGGAGAAUGGGGGAAGAGAGGCUUCCGUUGGGUUCGAGAAGAGGAGGAGGUGGUAGAGAGAGAGGAGGAGGAGGGUUUGCGGGUCGGAUCAUGAGACUGUUUGGGUGUUUUAGUGGGUCAGCUGGAUCCAUAGCAUCCGGGUCCGGGUCGAGAUCAAGGGUAACUAGUAGGAGCAGGUCGUCGUUGUCUAUGUUCAGUUCAGGUUCGUCAAGGAGACGGAAUUGGCUAACUAGAUGAACUUUAGCCUCUCAAAGGUAAAACAAAACAUGAAAUAAAAACGAGUAUACUGUUUAAAAAAAUUCGGGUUUUUUUGUUUAUCAGUGUAAUGAUUAUAUUCAUUCACAGAAAUUUGAAUCAAUCCGAGUAAAUUGAUAGUUCGUUAAUAUUCGGAG
Molecule: messenger RNA, 1293 nt
Organism: Eruca vesicaria subsp. sativa (arugula)
Lineage: Eukaryota; Viridiplantae; Streptophyta; Magnoliopsida; Brassicales; Brassicaceae
Source: the annotation of a GenBank genome assembly